Babesia microti strain RI is the source of this 6585-nucleotide messenger RNA. RefSeq lists its product as hypothetical. The transcript has 2 exons. The record is from RefSeq and is a predicted model, not a curated record. Bases 1 to 6585 code for a protein of 2194 amino acids. NCBI's taxonomy places the organism in Eukaryota, Apicomplexa, Aconoidasida, Piroplasmida, Babesiidae.
AUGGACGACAGCUCGGACAAGUGGGACGUUAUAUCCUACCAAUCUAUUUUCAAAGUAGCAAAAUCGGACAUAAACAAGGGAUUGUCUCAGAUAGUAGCAAAUGUCAAGGAGUUUGCGAAGCCGCUGGCGAUCCCGCGCUUCCAGGCUUCAAUAUCAGUUCCAAAACUAGCCGAUUUCAUGACGACGUUCGCACCACGCCUCGUAUGCAGCGCUGAGCUGGUUAAUGACAUAGCCCAAUCACUUGACAUACACCAGAAGCUGAUAGUUCAAGCUCUGUCCCGAGAUGUUGACGAGGCAAUGAUCGACAAGCGCAUCCACUCUAGUUCUAUUUUACAGGUGAUGUGCCACGCUUUAUCGUUUAUAAAUACCCAAAUAAUGUACCAGAUCAAGAUAAUAAAGCUUUUAAUGGAGAGUUUGGGUAAAUCUAGGGACGAGAGCUCUACAACGCAUAUGGUGGUGAUUCAAGGUGCAAGUUUACUAGCAAAAGAGGGAUUAAUUGAGAACAUAUUAAUGUGCAUAUCUUCUCUGGAUGCACUGGGGUUCAAAUACCAGAACAGUACACUUUCCGACUCGUUAACUUUGCCAAACGUGGGCAGGAAGGAGAUGGCAGCGAUUCACUCGGAACUACUGAAGAUGCUACUAGAGAUUUUAUACCUCUAUUUUUUCCAUUUCAACCCGACACAAGUUCAGAUAGACAUGCUAUCUUGUUUAAUACCACAUUGUUACUCCACUUCAUCUGCAGUGGCAUUUUUUUCGCGAGUACAGGGUGUGAGGGAUGAAAUAUCCGACCCUAAUCUAUGUUUUUACCAGCCUACGGCAUCUUUUGAGAAAUCAGGGCGGGAUUUUUUCACGUUUUACGUGAUUUUUGUUCUAUCGGUCGCUGCAAAUCCCCACCUAAAACGAUGGGAUGUGGCAAAAGCACAGAGCGUAGGUGAUAAUGUUUCUGGACUAGAGAAGAUUACAUUCGAUAAACAAAUUCAAGGAGGGUGGAAGAAAUCAGCAUCUGGCGAUUUGGCAGAAAUGAUUUUUGAUGGGCUUUACCGCAACGACUUCCAAGUUGUUCUAAGGGGCGUGGAAAACAACGUGCUGUUCACCAUCUCACAAAAUUGGCUGGCAAACUUCCAGAUUUAUAAUGUUGAUUUCAUAUCGUUCCUGUUUGAAGGGUUCAUAAAACAAUUUGGCGAGGCACUCAUCAAGCACCAAAUCAGAGAAACCAGAAGAUUUGUUAUAUUGACCAGCGUUAGGAACUCUAACACCACUUUCCAGCAGCAGGCACAAAUACCUGGGAAAUUGGUACUGCGGCUCAUCACCUUCCUAAACGGACUUGUUAAAUUACAUCCCAAGUCCUCGUUCGAAUUCGUCUCCUACUGGGAGAGGUGUUGCUCUGUUAUGUCCGAUCUAGUGGCAGAUAUUGAAUACCUUUCCCCCGUGCCCGAGUGGUUUUCGCAAAAGUCUGAGGUCAAUUGGGAAGAUCCACUAUUGCAACCUUCAGCAGAUUUUUCCUGGCACGAUCAUAAGAGGUCCCUAGUAUACCUAGCGCAAGUUGCAGGAAAUAUGAUAAACGUCUGCGUAGAGACAUUCGACCCAUUGUUUGUAGAACUUCUUGACUUUGGCGCAACUCUGAUCUCCUCAGAUCACACUAGCAAGAUCUGUAGCCGAAUUUGCAACUUUCUUAUGAUUGGAGGCGGGAAGAUAGAAUUUCCCGCCUUGUUACAAAAAUUGGUACUGCAAGUCGCAGGAAAAAGAGCCGGCCUAUACCAUCGGCUAGCGGGACAGGUAUAUGCAUGCAUAGUAUCGCGCGAUGCACAAAUAGAAACCUGCAACGUGGCCGUACUUCUGAAUAAAUCUCCCCAAAAACAACUAGCCGGGGGAUAUACAUUCGACUCCAUUUCAUCCGUUGAAGCGACCAGAACAGCCCUCUUCGCCAUAGGCCUGGGCGGUUCCUGCCCCCUUGGAGUGGACCAAGCGCUAGCAGCAGCUCUGAGGCUUGUAGCGGCGGCCAACUCUCUCUACCUAAAGCCCUACUCGCCGCCCCUGGACGUAACACUUUACACCUCAAGCGCAGACGUGCUGCAGGUGCCCAUAGCACUAAUGACCACCAGCAGUGAGGCCGGGGGAAAGAAGAGCCUCUCAACAUUUCCAAAGGACUUGCCGUCUCAGAUCGUCAUUGGACGUGCCUGCUCACUCUUCAUGACCAAAUUGGCGGCCACGCACGAGCAGGCCGUGGGCAUAUUGGCAAAAUUGGAGGAGUGCUUUCCCGACGAGGCGCAUAUAGAUACGCUGGCCAAGGGAGAUAUCGGAGGUUCAGAUAAAGCAAUUAAACAAUUAUACUCACAAUCAUUGCGUCCCUGUGAGCUGGAUGCGGUGAUUGCCUUGGAAUCACAAGUACAAACCCCCUUCCCCCCCCUCUUCCAAUUUACAAUCCUUAUGGCCAGCAUCGUAUCAUUACUUCACUUUAUUGGCUUCAAGAGAUUCCGCCUGGCCGAGAUGGACCGGCUUGUCGAUAAGGUACUGAGAUUGGCCGCAGUUUGCCCGGAUACGGACUGGACUCUGAUGGUAUACAUAAUGGAAUUUUUCAAGCUAGUGCUGAGGGGGCCUCUGGAGCACGAAGAGGAGGGCCAUGAUUCGCAGGGCGGACCUAGCACCAGUGGCGGGGCAAAGACUGCCGCCUUCAAGAUACUGCGCGAGUUUUUAUCAGUCAAGUCUAGGGUGGGAUUUUUGACUAGGGUCUUAGGGGCCGCCAAGCGUGACAUUGAGGCGCGUAGAGAGCAGACAUUUAUCGCAUUUGGGCAUAAAUCGCAGAAUAAAGAGAACUCUGGACUUCCAGAAAUAUCCGAAUGGGCUGCAAUCCUCGCGUGCCAGACGCUCAGGCUUUUGUUUAGGCGCGAUACGGUUUACCAGAAAAUCACAGGCAGUAGCGCCCUAGUACACCAGCACCUCUCAACAACAGACUGCGAAAACUUGCUGGCCUUCGCCCGCCCUGAGGUUUCACCGGCCCUGCAAAAGCUUUCCCUGGGCCUCCUAUCGCAGAUAUCACAGAGGGACUUUUUGCUCCUCGACCUAUGCCCCCUAGAGGAUUCCGUGGCAAACCAUUUGAGGAAUUUGAUAUUAGACUUUUCCACAGUUGAACGAAGUUACAAAGUGAACCUGGACGAAUUUGUCUGUGACCCACUGUCCAACCUCUUCUGGAUACAACAUGACUCCCAUACUUUUGCAGAGAUGAUGUCUGGCGUUAUGUCCCGAAAAACAUUCCUUCCCAUUCCCCUACCCAUUUACAUUGAGUGGCAAAAGUCGGAGGACAACCUCCUCGAGAUAAGAGAUGCCAAACACUUCGUCCGUAACGUAGACUACGCCCUAUCAGAGAAAAUAUGCCCCACCAACAACCUCUCGCUCUUCCAUGCCAACUCCUGGACCCACUCGUUGAGGGCCCUAAACCUGGCCACGGGCAGCCCCGACUCGGUGGUAACGAUUGGAGAUUCGGCACGAAGCAUACUGCUCGCGGCUCUUCACCAGGACUACACAAACAGGCUAGAGUUUGCACUCAAAGUGAUACACUCUGACGAUGGCUCCAUUGACGAGCCGCAUACCACAGCUGGAGUGGGGGCCGCCUUCCAGGAUGCGCUGGCCUCACCAAAGGACUCGUUCCUCUUCCGCCUAGUGGUAAAGUGCAGGGACGCAGGAGAAUCUGCCGGCGGGAGCCUGGCACGGAUGCUAUUGCUGGAAAUUUUGCAAGUACUGACGGUGACUAAAAAAACCAGCGAGAGCGUUCUAGGCAUCAUUGGCCGCGUAUGGCCCGACAUUUACGGGGACCUGGGGACAGAGACGCGGGGAUCUGGGGACGAUAUGGGCUCGGCACAAGCCCUAAUUCAACGAGGACUGCUGCUACAAAUCGUGGCCAGCGAGGCCGCCUUUUUCUCGAGUUUUUUCCACUCUGGAGCUGAAACUGGGGACACCCCACACGUAGACUGCUGUCCAGAGGCCAUGCGCCAAUCUGACCUUGAAGUAAUGCGCCGGGAACGCGAAAAGCUUCAAAAACGCGCUCGCGCGCUCUCUGUUAGACAGGAGGAAAUCCUACGUUUGCUUGCAGGCGAAGCACAGGGCAGCAAUGAGGGCGCCCGGCAACAUCUGCAGGCCGAGAUGGAACGCAUAGGCAUAGAACACAUCGAAAUUGGCAAAAGGACCGCUCAAAUGCACCAAAUGGAGGGAGAGCUUGAACAGAGGCUGGCCCAGACCAUUAGACGCGAGAGCUGCCUGCAGGCACGCAUAGGCCAGGUCCUCUCAAACGCCCACGCCCUGCUGGACGGGCCUCAGUCGCUGGUUAUCCACUAUGCCUCGAUAGCCGACCUGAAAGAGUCCUCCCUGGUUGGGGCCAGAGGCAUAGUGGACAACCAGCGACUGAGGCCCAACGCCAGAGGCGCGCUAAAGUCCCCCAAACUCUCCCUAACACUUUCCCUGCGUACCAUGAACAAAAUACGCAACAUUGCCAACGCACAGAUCGGUAUAGAUUUUACUGACGGCAAGAGCGCUAGGGACGUUGGGGAUGCUUCCGCCGUCUUUUCCGCCUUUGCCCGCCGCUUCCUGUUGACCCGACUCCACGUAGCCAUAGAUGCCCUGCUGGGCCUGCUAGCCACCGUCCUAGCCUCCGAGGGCGGGCCAGUCAGGUCCCUCAGUGCGGCGAUCCGCCCCUACCGCGGGGAGCUUGCCGCCAACUUCUCCGCCAUAUGUAGCAAGGCGCUGGGCGUCUUAGUCUCCAACAUGCGACCCUCAAAUUCGCUCUUCCUGGCUGCCCUCGCUAAAACGAUUUCAGCGCGACUGCCUGCAGAUAAAAUUUCGGAGCGGGAAGCCCCCGGGGGGGGUCUGUCGGAGAGGGGCUCCAGGGUGGGCUACGCCCUAGCGUUGAUCUCUGCCCUGGAGACCUACGACCUGGACUGGCUCGCCCGCUCUAUCCUCUAUGGCACUAUAAAAAACCUCACCCAGGCCCUGCGUCCGGGCCGUGGGGGCGGAAAGUUGGAACCGCAGGGAACCUGCCUCGGAAACUACCUCCAGGCGCCAAAAUUCCUGACCCGGUUGCUAAAGGAAGCUGUUUCUUGCAGCUCUAGCACUGCUGGCGAGUUGCCAUAUUCUCUCAGGACUGUGAGCGAGUGCUAUACGUUAGACUGUGAUGCCGCGGCGGUCGCCAUGACAUCUGCUUGUCAGGAGCACCUUAUUCUCCACGUGGAGGCCCUAAACCUGGCAGCCUCUGUUCUUGCUGGGGUCACCAGGGUCGCCUACUCUGAGGGGUGUAUUGAUCUGGGGCCGGGGCUUGGGCGUAUUCCUGGGCAGCUACUGCUUCAGUUGGUGCAGAAGCGUUUAAUCGUCCCAUCAGUCAUUAGUCGUUUUGAGAUAGAAUGUGCCAUGGCCUCUUUGGACGCUUUGACGUCUCUUGCACGUUUUUUGGUGCCCCUUUGGUAUGAUGAGUCCCUAGGCAUCGCCGAGGGCGACGGCCCCGAGGAGGGCGAGCUGGCCCCCGGCUCAGGCGCUUCACGCUCCCUAUUGGCUACGAUCCUCGAUUCGCCCUUUUUACGCGAGUCCAGGUUUGUGUGCUCCUUUGCCACGCUCUUCCAGGCCCUGCUGUCUAGGUUGGAGUUAUCGGCGGAGAGCGACGAGUACGACAGGUUGGCCAUGGGUAUAAUGGCAUGGAUGAGCAGGGAGUUUUCUAUGAUAAAGAGCUAUUUUGAGCCCUCUUGUGACCACCCAACCUCAUGGAUUUUGCUAAGGAUUUACAUUUACUGUACAUUUUGGGCUCUCAAUAAGUAUGGAAAUUGGGAAGACUACAAACGUACUAUUUCUAGGUUUUCGGAGACGAUUUCUGUCGGUCCGUCGGCCGCGUCUGUUACCCCAAAGAUUGCAUUGAUUAACUUUUCUCUGAUUUGGUCGGAUUUGGUCUGCAAGUUUCCACCGGCUAGCAUUAUUCCCUCAUUUGCCGCCUCGAAAUGUUUGGAAAUUGCGGUACAGCUUGCAGGCCUGGAAGGCGUGGAUGUGGAUUCACCUCCCGAUGUAUCUUUUUUCUCCAAGAUGCUCCUUGGGCUGGAGUCUAUUGCCCUGGAGCUUGGUGCCUACGAGUCUGACCUGGACCCACUGGGCGAUCAUGCCACCAGAAUGAAGGGCCUGGACCGCUUGGAUACCAUCUAUCAGGUCUUCUUAGCGUCAUCCACAACGCUUUUAAACCAUUACUUGUUGUCUGAUGUGCAUAAGGAUUCGAGCGAUGGUUGGAGUCUUAGCAGUGAAAAAAGUUUGGUCGUGUUGCUACAAGUGGUAGAUUUUUCCAUAUUGUUGUUGCAAUAUGCAUGUGCAUGCACAGACAGUAAGCAGUUUGCCGAAAACGUCCGGCAGCAGUUGCAGCUUUUUAUCGUUGGUCUGGAAAACGUGGGCGUUUACCGCCCCGUGGCCUUAUUGCAGGCGACGCACUACACUUACCUGGCUCCUACACACUUAGAACAGCCUUCACACGGAAAGCAGGUGGUUAAGAUGGAGGAUGUGACAUCGCAAUUGAUAAAAAUUGGAAAUGUUGCUCAGGAGCUUUAUGCAGUGUUAAUGCCGGCCUAG